Messenger RNA from Gregarina niphandrodes, 1350 nucleotides. RefSeq lists its product as hypothetical. The transcript has 2 exons. The coding region runs from base 1 to 1350 and encodes 449 amino acids. The record is from RefSeq and is a predicted model, not a curated record. NCBI's taxonomy places the organism in Eukaryota, Apicomplexa, Conoidasida, Eugregarinorida, Gregarinidae.
AUGCUGGUGGCUGUCGCUGGACGAAGAUCAGUCUGUGUGUGGCCUUGCUUCGUGCUCGGCAUCAGCGGAGGCACAGCGAAAUUGGUUCAAUCCCGAAACGUUGUUCAGUCGGACACAAGCUCCGGCGGAUGGGACUGGUCGAGUGUGUCCGAAGUGGACUAUGAAGCAUAUUGGAUUAGUCGGUUUUGGGUGCCUUUGGAUGAGAAAGGUUACGACCUUCUGGCUGCUAAGGUUUCUACCAACCCUUUCCAGCGGCAUACGGAAUGGUAUCAUCACGGGCACCGGCUUCGCGCUACGCAAACCAAGUCGGGAUUUGAGGCGGAGUCAUGGUCCUUGGUUCCGGGUGAUUCAGCGCUGGACGAGCGGGGGAAGAAUGUGAGGGCGAGUCUGAGGCUCUGGCGCCAAAUGCUGGAUAAUAUGGCACAGUUAAGGCCGGUGUACAUUCCGGUGCUGGGCCGGAGGGCUGCAUUCGCUAAGUCGGCACGGUGCAGACUAUUUAAAAGCGAUUUCGAGGCACAUAAUGCGCUGCUGGAGUCCAUACCCGUGCCCGCUUGGCAACGACUGCGAACCAUUGACACUGAAUCGUUCCAUGAGUGCAACUUGGCGCUCGUGGAACUUGGCGCCAUCAUUUCUCUCUACUUCGAGUCGCCGUACGGGCUCGUGGACGACCACAUUAGAAUGGCCACGUUAUGCAAGAUGCGCUCUGGGUCCCGGGCCAGCUCUUGGUGCCAUCCUCGGAGACUCCGCUACUGGCUGGUCGGCGGCCUUUUGGAACACGCCGAGGUCUCCGUCGAAGAGCUGGCCAAGUUCUGCAUAGGACUCGGCUACAACCCCUUCCUCAACUCCAUGGUCGAGGGGGUUGCGCACCCCACGCAGCAACUUCAACUCGCUCGACCAAUGCGAGUGGGCACCAGCCAUUGCGGUAACGCCGACUGCUUCGUAUAUGCCGACUGCUUCGGAUUUGUCGACCCCUUCGGAUUUGUCGACUCCUUCGGAUGUGCCGACUCUUUCGGAUGCGCCGACUCCUUCGGAUGCGCCGACCACCUACCGCUCGGAAGCACCGGUCAUUUACCUUCCCCAAACGCCGACCACUUACCCGUCGGAAACUCCGGUCACAUCAGGAACGCCGAUCAUUUACUCAUCGGAAACGCCGACCACUUAUCCUUCGGAAAUCCCGAUCACUUACACUUCGGAAAUCCCGAUCACUUACGCUUCGGAAACACCGACCACUUACCUUUCGGAAACACCGGCCACUUACCUAUGGGAAACGCCGACCACUUACCUAUCGGAAACCUCGGCCUCAUCCUAUUCGGAAGGGCCGGCCGGUGCGGAGGCCCCAGAUCGUCUUGA